AUGCCAGCUUACACUUUUGGCAAUAGACUUGAUUAUUGCACGUGCAGGAAUACUAGCACAGUCUCCUACUACAUCCCUAUAGCAUCACAUUUGUGCCUCAGAUCAAAGCUUUUAGGCACCACAUUUGCUGCUUAUAAGGGAUCCAUGGAACCUAGCGAUGCAACUACAUUGGGACAGCUUUCAGUUUGUGAGAACCAAACAAAGAAUGAAUGUUCUGGAGCAAUGAAUGUGAAGGUUUUGAAUCUUGGGCUGGAAGGACCUUCAGCAACAACCAUGACUCUACCAGUCAUAGAGGAUUUCUCGCUGGGUGACCUCCCCGCGGGCUGCCUGGCUGGGAUUCUGGGAUGGCUUUCGCCUCGCGAUGUCGGGAGGCUGGCGCUUGUCAACAAGACGUUCCUGGAGGCGUCGCGAUCGGACGCUGUGUGGAGGCGAAUGCUACCGCCGCACUGGAAGGAAGUGGUGCGCGAUGGCGCCGGGAGCGCGAUGGAUGUCUACGAGAGGCUCUCCGUGGGGGUGUUCGUGGAGGAGGAGAAGGACAAGCCAAAGAUCUAUUGGAUUGAUCGGCCGACAGGUGGCGUGUGCAACAUGAUCUCGGCGCGAGCUCUCCGGAUCGUCUGGGGCGACGACGGCCGCUACUGGGACUGGAGAUCCAUGAACGGAUCCAGGUUUGACGAGGUGGCCUUCUUGCGGGACGUGUGCUGGCUCGAGAUUCGUGGCAGCUUCAGCGGCUACCUCAAGCUGGGGAGCUACCGCGUCUCGUUUCGCUUGCAGCUCCUGGGGAGCCACGCGCGCCGGCGUGGCCGCGGGGCCGACUGGCACGACGACGCUUACGGCUGGGAGGCCCAGCCCGUGAUCUUCUCGCUGUCGGCCCCACCCUCCUCCACGCGUGAGCGGCGCCGCUACUUGGCCUCCGCCAGGCAGCUCCAUCGCGGCGGGCAAAGCGGGAUCGAGGCGGCCGACUUGGCGGCGGCCAGAGUGGUGGAGGACGGGUGGAUGGAGUACGACGCCGGGGAGUUUUGCGUCGAGGACGAGGACUUCCCCGUGGCGCUCGAGUUCUCGCUGGUGGAGAUCCGCGGAGGGAACUGGAAGAGUGGGCUCUACGUCGACGGUGUGGUGAUCAAGCCGACGUUCCUGGUCGACGAUGCCGUGGAUCCUGUUGAUCAUACCAGCGACGCCACUCCCACCAGUAGCGAAGCCCACGAAGCCCACGACGCCAUUUCUUCGAGCGACGAGGACGACGGUGCUCGCUGGUGGUUCCCUUGAAAGCUUUUCGGCAUAUGCCCAAGAGGUGCGAUUCCCCCGAAUAUACGUCAUUUGAAUUUGAAUAUCUGAAACCAGCUGCAAAA
Messenger RNA from Selaginella moellendorffii, 1346 nucleotides. RefSeq names its product F-box protein PP2-A15. Gene Ontology annotation, molecular function: protein binding. Bases 1 to 1263 code for a protein of 420 amino acids. NCBI's taxonomy places the organism in Eukaryota, Viridiplantae, Streptophyta, Lycopodiopsida, Selaginellales, Selaginellaceae. The record is from RefSeq and is a predicted model, not a curated record. The transcript has 6 exons.